This is a messenger RNA of Parnassius mnemosyne (clouded apollo), 3678 nucleotides long. The record is from the annotation of a GenBank genome assembly. Lineage: Eukaryota; Metazoa; Arthropoda; Insecta; Lepidoptera; Papilionidae.
AUGCGAAAGAACUGUUUUAACGAAAGUGUCACUUCUGUGGGAAAUUCUUGGGUUGUAUGUAGAUCCAAAUCUCAUCCCGGGCGAAUAUAUUACUUCAACACAUUGACUGGAGAAGCAGCAUGGAAUCUAAGCGAAGCUGAGAUUGAAAAAGCUAAAAAUACUACUAAAAUUAUUGAAAAUACCGGAGUCCGGAUUGAAGGCUAUCCAGAACCAAGUGAUCCUCCACAUGAUCAGUCUAAUGUUAUUCAUUCAUUUAAUAAAUGUGCAAACAAUAUGCCCAAUGCUGCUAAACAAAACAUUUAUAAUAAUCCAAUAUCAAGUAAUCAAUCAAAGCAGCAACAUUUAAUUCCACCCUUUACUGGAGUUCAGUGUUCUUGUAAUCAUUCAAAUCCUAUGAACAAUGUUGGUUUAGGAAUUCCUAUUGCAUCAGGACUGAAUCCUAAUAUAUGGAAUAUUCCUGUAGCUCAACAACUUCUUCUUGCAAAUACCAUUCCUCCCUUGUUAAGUCAGGCUCCAUCUACAAUAAUUAACAUGCCUAAUAAAGUAGGUGGAAAUGAAAUCAGAUAUGUACAGUCAACUUCAGUGCCAUUAAACAAGCGUUUUAAAAAUCAGACGAUUACUGAUAACAGUUAUAAGUCUUCAAAGACAGGAAUUAGAAAAUUUAAUGCACGGACGUUUAAUAAAACAGGUACAAGAAAUUUCCUUCAUUAUAAUACACCUAACUUCAAAAAUGAUUUAAGGCAAUUACUAUCAACCAAAAGGCGAAGAAACUCUUCUAGCAAUAAUACCAGUUUACUCCAUGGUGUCCCUCAAAAUUCUGAUACAGAAACAUGUGAGAAGGAAAAGUCUGAUGAUUUACAAGAAGAUGCUGAUGACAUAAGCUCCCAAAUAAAAUUUAAUGUAUCAGGGCUUAAAAAUAUUGCAAAACACAAUAUUGAUGAGGAUUUAUGGUAUAUUGUAACUGAUACAAAUGUUUUACUAAAUCACCAUAGGUUUAUAAAAAUUUUGUUGGAUUCUGAUAAAGAAUGUCGUCUUAAGGUGCCUGAACAUGUUAUAACAGAAAUUCGAAAUGCCAGUAGAAGUUCAAGUAUACGUGAAAUGAAUCACGCUCGACGUGCCAUGUCCUUUCUGUCGCAAAACAUUAGAGCUGGUUUAGCUAGCAUUGCAAAGGAUCCCUUGAUGGCAAAUAAUACCGGAAAAUCUUAUAUUUUAGACUGUUGCUUGAAAUUGAUAGAUGAAAAUAAUCAUAUUGUUCUUUUAUGCAAUGAUAAAGAACUUCAAAAUCAUGAAAAAGCAAUACGCAUACCAAUGUUUACUGUAAAUGAAAUAAAAGCGUUUUUAAAUACUAGUGUAGAAGAUAACACACGGCCCAGUGCAACACUGUUAUCAAAUGAACCUCUCAUUAAGAUAACAAUACCAAAUAACCAAACUUAUACAAAAAACGAAAAUGUAACUAAAUCUCAGGAAAUAGAAUUAACACCGAUUGAAAUCACAGAAACAAAUCCGGAAAAAAGGAAAACGGAAGCUAUAAGUGUAGGCGUUUAUACAGACAAUUUAACAGAAGUAAGAACUAUGGUUAAUGUCGGAGUCCAAACUGAUAUUUUUUUCGAUCAGUCCUCUCAGACUGCUAAUACCCAAAGUUGCAAUCAGACUAUAUCAGUAACAAAUUCUGCAAAUUCAGACGAUAGACAAGAUAAAUUAGAUAAUGAUGGGCCUUCAAACGGAAAAGAAAUUAAACUGAAUCAUACAACAUCAAACCAGUCGUCUAAAAAUGCAGAUGAUAUCACAGAAAAGACAAAUUUUAAAUGGCGUAGAAAGAGACGUAGAUCUCUCCUUGAUAGUUUAAAGGUCCCUCGUGAACAAGAAAUGAACAUAUCUCAUGAAUCUUAUAGUACAGUAUUUAAUAAGAGAUUAAAACAGGGCGAAAAUUCUGAAUUAGAAAAACAGUCGCCUGGUCACGUAUCUAGUAAUAGUGAAUCUCAAGUUUCGGUCAGUAACCACCAUAGCUUUGUUGAUAAUGUAGUAAUAGAAGAAACUUCGACAUCCGGAAUCAUAUCCAAUACUAACAGUAAUAAUGAUUCUGAAAACGAAUUAGCUAAAAACUCACAAGAAGAUAUAUCCAUUUCUUGUUUAAACAAAGAAACGGGAAAUUGUAGAAAUGUUAUGUUUGAAAUAACUAAUCAAGCUAUGGAAGAAAAUUUAAAAACAAGAUACGAUGAAUGGGUCUCGCGGUUUAUUCAAAUAAUGGAAGAAGUUUUAACACAAAUUUUACAAAAAGAUCUCUUAUGUUUUCCUAAUUCAUUGUCACCACCGUGGACUCUGUUUGAAGCGACGCAAUGUAUUAAAAUGAAAUUUCAUAUGGACUGCGAUAUAGUUGAUGCUGCAACCAAGCUAUCUGAGGUUCUAAUGAAAAUCAGUGACAAAAAAGGAACAAUAAAUAUAAAUAUGAAUCCAAAUAAGUAUAUGGAGAUGUACAGUUUUGGUGUGUAUUUAAUUGACACAUUGCAAGCUGCAAACAGCAACAGUGAAGAUCUUCAAACAGCUGCUGAAUCGCUUGCGAAAUUAUUAAGCGAUAUUCAAAAUCCAAAUGCAGACACUAGUCAUAACGACUCUUUUGCUGAUAUUUCAAGAGAAGACGAAGUUGUUUCAGAUAAAAGUUAUGUUGAUAAUACAGAGCCAGAGAUUGAUGAACAUUCUCCCGCUGCCCUUAGAGGUGAUCUCUAUUCGUCAGAUAAAAGGUCUUGUACUAAGUCACUGGAUUCUCCACUGAAAUAUAAUCUACGUUCACUGUGGAAGAGGACAAUUAAAGGAAAUAAGUAUGAGAGUGAGGUUCGGUUUAUAACAACAGAUCCAGAGACUACCUUUUUCUCAAGCUUGAAUCUACAAAAGAGAAAUGAAGCCAAUGAAAAUGAAGUAUCUCCUGUUAACGAACCUCAUACGCCAUCAUGUGAUCCACCAAUACGAUCCACUGGAUUAAUAUUUGAUAACAAAAAUGAGUCAAAUGACAAAAACAUAACAAAUGAAGAAAAAUCAAAAAUACAAAUGGAAGUGAGUGAACCAAAGAUUAUUAGAAAUUUCACUAAAUGUCUAGAAUUUGAAGAAAAACUUAAAAAUAAAGAAAAAGAGACGUUUGGACUGGAUGAGUUACAUAACAUUACUGAGCCAUGCUUAGAUUACGAAUAUAUGGAAGACGACGAUUUAUCUCAAGAUGAAUAUGACAUUUACGAUGAAAUAGAAAAUGAUAAUGGAACUGAAUGUCUUGCUGAAAAUGGACACAACAUACCGUUAAAUGUUAAUGGAAAACAUAAGUUUAAACCGAUUAUUCGUAGAAGUUUACGCGAAAUAAGGGAGACUUUUCUCGUUAUUUAUGCUUUUUGUGAAGAGUCACAGAAGCGACUGACCUCUGAACCCGAAAAGAAUCACAUUGAAAUACUAAUAAAGGCCAAACAGACACAUUCUCAUAUAAAUAAACUUUGUAGUGCCCUAAAUAGUAUAUACAAAAGAGACGCGGAGACGUCAGAUAAUAAUAUAGCAUCGAUUUUAAAAUCAGAAAUUGAAGGUAUCGAGUUAGAAGAAACUGAUUUGAAGGAAUACAGGGCUCUUAUGGCAAAAUGCGAAAAACAAGCUAACAUACUUCGUGAAACUGUUGAAACAAUUAUGUAUCACGUACAAAGAUAA